Suillus subaureus is the source of this 366-nucleotide messenger RNA. RefSeq lists its product as uncharacterized. The annotation marks the transcript as partial. NCBI's taxonomy places the organism in Eukaryota, Fungi, Basidiomycota, Agaricomycetes, Boletales, Suillaceae. Gene Ontology annotation, cellular component: telomerase catalytic core complex. The transcript has 2 exons. Gene Ontology annotation, molecular function: telomeric repeat DNA binding; telomerase RNA binding. Gene Ontology annotation, biological process: telomere maintenance via telomerase. The record is from RefSeq and is a predicted model, not a curated record.
AUCACCAGUUGCUUUGUCAACACGGUCAUCACAGCUCUGGAGGCUGCUGAAUGGGAAACACUGUUAGAAAGAAUCGGAGUAGAUAUUAUGCUUCAUCUCCUCACGAAGACCUCCAUCUUCAUCAAGCUGCCGAACGAGUGCUUGUGUCAAUUAACGGGUGAGCCCCUGAUUCAUGAAAUCCCUCCAAAAAUCGACGGGUGCACGGCUUUGAGUGAUUCGGAAACAUCCAAUCUUGGAAAGCGGAAGAGACAUCCUUUGGAGUGUUCAGGACCGCGGAAGCGGCUCAAGGUUGUGAGAUUAAAGGAUUUUCGUAGAGUUUUCCCUAAGAGCUUGACUAAUGCGGCAACUAUUUCUUUUGAACGGUGA